This is a messenger RNA of Fonsecaea pedrosoi CBS 271.37, 1731 nucleotides long. RefSeq lists its product as uncharacterized. The coding region runs from base 1 to 1731 and encodes 576 amino acids. The record is from RefSeq and is a predicted model, not a curated record. Lineage: Eukaryota; Fungi; Ascomycota; Eurotiomycetes; Chaetothyriales; Herpotrichiellaceae. Gene Ontology annotation, molecular function: CoA-ligase activity. The transcript is spliced from 6 exons.
AUGGUGGUCUUCCGAUCCCCUUCGUGGGUGCCUGGCUUGCCCUUUGAGAUUCCGGACUCGAUCCCAAUCAGUGAUUUCGUCCUAGACCCCAGGUAUGGCCGGCUCAACGAGCAAAUGUCUCACCCCGCAUUCACGUGUGGUGUCACUGGGGAGACGUACACAGUCAAUGAGACGCGGAAGAGGGUCGAGUAUCUAGCAAUGGGCCUGAGUAAAACGCUCGGGUGGCAUCCAAAUACGGGUUGUCAAGUGGACAAGGUGGCAGUCAUCUAUGCAUCCAAUUCAGUCGAUUACAUCCCGCUAACAUGGGCGAUACAUCGUCUAUCCGGGAUCGUGUCAACGGCAAGCGCAGCCGCCACAGCAGAAGAACUCGCGUACCAACUUCGUGACAGCGGAGCAAGUGUCCUCUUCGCCAGUUGCGGUCUCCUUCAGACAGCAAUCACCGCCGCUGAGACUGUCGGGAUCCCUCAAAAUAGGGUUUUUCUGGUCGAGAACGAUCUGGACCAGGUAUCGGCAGGACUCAAGAUGACACAAAACAAGUUCCUGACCACCAAGUGCCUCAUGGGAGUCGGAGCCACGAUGGACCAAAUGGACGACUUGAACUGGAAGAAGGGUGAAGCCAGAGAAAAGAUCGCCUUUCUUUGCUAUUCGAGUGGUACCUCUGGUCUUCCGAAAGGUGUCAUGAUUUCUCAUUACAAUGUAAUGGCGAAUGUAUUACAACUCGCCGUGUUCGAAAGGACACAGAGAACGGGAGAAACAGAGGUGUGCCUCGGUCUUCUACCCCAGAGCCACGUUUACGGGCUGAUUGUCAUCUGCCAUGCGGCCGUAUACCGAGGAGACGGAGUCGUGGUCCUGCCGAAAUAUGACUUCAAGCAACUUUUGGCCUCGAUCGAGUGCUACUCGAUCUCGGUCUUGUUUCUGGUGCCCACAAUCCUCACCCAGAUCGCGAAAAGUCCGUCUGAAGUGGCAAAGUACAAUUUGAGCUCCGUGACCACCAUAAUGGUGGGCGCCGCCCCUUCUGGCCGAGAAAUACUAGAGACGCUCAGUACCGUGUUCCCCGGAAGUGUCAUCCGGCAAGGCUAUGGUCUCACGGAAGCCGCAACGGUUGUCUCUUCCACCCCACGGCAUGAUGUGUGGUUGGGGUCUUCCGGGUCAUUACUACCUGGGAUAGAGUGCAAGAUAAUUGACGACGAUGGCAAAGAGGUUGGCUACGACCAAAGUGGUGAGCUCCUCGUGCGGUCUCCAUCGGUGGCUUUGGGCUAUUGGAACAAUGCCAGAGCCACGGCCGAGACCUUUCAAGGCGGAUGGCUGAGAACGGGAGACGUGGCUCUGUUUCGACGCAGCCCCCCGGGUCAUGACCACGUCUUUAUCAUCGAUCGACUCAAAGAACUAAUCAAAGUCAAAGGCAUGCAGGUGGCCCCGUCCGAGCUCGAGGCCCUUUUACUAUCACAUCCGGCCGUUGCUGAAGUUGCAGUCAUUCCCCUUCCCGAUGAGCGGUCGGGCGAAGUUCCCCGAGCUGUGGUAGUCAAGUCCUCGACAUCCGACGUUUCAAACAUGGACAAUCAUCAACUGGCCGAUGAGCUUCAGCAGCUGGUUAGUAAAGAGAAGUCGCGGUACAAGUGGCUCACUGGUGGUGUGGUUUUUGUCACUUCCUUGCCCAAGAACAGCACUGGAAAACUAUUGAGGCGCGUAUUGAGAGAUCGGUAUAGAGUCAAAAUGGCUACAAAGCUGUGA